Striga asiatica is the source of this 1390-nucleotide messenger RNA. The record is from the annotation of a GenBank genome assembly. NCBI's taxonomy places the organism in Eukaryota, Viridiplantae, Streptophyta, Magnoliopsida, Lamiales, Orobanchaceae.
AAAAAUCACAUAUCCUCUCUAAAAAGGCCCUUUAUUAGAGAGCCAACCAAUCGAAAACCGUUAACCCAUUACUCAUUUUUCAUCGUUACAAACAUAAUCAUCAUUAAAUGAAUCUAUCAAUCGUUAUGAACGACCUGUCGAAGGUCGAUUAAAAUAUAAUUCACCAAGCACUGGCUGGGGAAAAGUAGAGAAAAAGAUAAGAGAUGACCACUCCUCUACACCAUUUUGAUUUUUUCAGACUUCCUCGUUUUCCGACAGCUAUCCCUACCUCAGCUACUGGGGGUGGUUUUACCCAUUUCCAUUCUGUUUUCUUUUCUUCGAGCGCUCGUACGAGAUUUUCCUCUUCAUGGAGUUGUUCUGCGCGGAAAAACAAGAGGAUAGGUGUAUCAGUUAAAGCUACUACUCUUGCUGCAUGGCGUAUUGGAUGUGAGAGUAUACAAGGCGUGGAGAAUUCCGGGGAUGGAGAAAACAAUGCGAUUCAAAUGUAUGGUUCUGACGAAGAAGGCUCGUCAAAGAUUCCAACUCAAAUUGGAACUAUUGUUAGAGGGUCUGAGUCUGGGACUGGGUCUAAAGAUGUUCUCGUAUCUGAGUAUAAACCCAUGCCUGAUGUGGACUACCUGCAGGAGUUACUGGCAAUCCAACAACAAGGGCCGAGAGCAAUUGGCUUCUUUGGGACACGAAACAUGGGGUUCAUGCACCAAGAACUCAUUGAGAUUCUCAGCUACGCACUCGUCAUUACUAAAAAUCAUAUCUUCACGUCUGGAGCAUCUGGCACUAAUGCUGCUGUGAUUAGAGGAGCCCUUCGUGCUGAAAAACCUGAGCUGCUUACUGUGAUAUUGCCGCAAAGUUUGAAAAAGCAACCUCCUGAGAGUCAAGAAUUACUUUCUAAGGUACAAAAUGUGAUUGAGAAGCCUCACAAUGAUCAUCUUCCAUUGAUAGAGGCUAGCAGGCUCUGUAACAUGGACAUCAUCUCUGAAGUACAACAGGUUAUCUGUUUCGCCUUUCACGACAGUCGAUUGCUCAUGGAAACAUGUCAAGAAGCCAAGAACAUGCGCAAGAUAGUCACUCUGUUUUAUCUGGAUUGAUAAGGCCCCCUUAUGGCUCUUAUUCGUUUUUCGGAAAACAAUAUAUGAGUAUCAUGAAAAAUGGGAACUGUUGCUUGUAAAUUUUUAGAAUGCACAGAUUCAUUGGCUUUUUUGUUGUGGCAGUUUAUGAUCCAAGCCUACACGUGGCUUUUUGAAGUAUCUUUUGGCUACAAAGUGACGUUUGUUGGCUGAACUGUAACAUUUUCGAAUAUUCUUAAGUAUCAUGCAAUUACAAUGUGUAUCAUGUUUCUUACGAGCUACUUAAGUAUCAUCCUGUUUACAUGUUCAGCUGGACGAGCUGUUCU